AAACUGCUUUUGUCAACUCUUUGUAGAAGGCUCGGCGCGUCCGAUAAUGGCUUUACGACGUUUUGCUCAGGCGAAUAAUGCAUCCACCGCUUCUCCAAAUCGUUCUGGAGCUUCAAGUAACGCGUCGCCAGUCUCUGUGACACCUGGUCUUCCUGUUACGCCGAAACCACGAGGCCGCGUUUCCAUUGGCAUUCAUCAGUCUCCUGCGAGCACUCCGUCGCUUUCUUCCUCGAUUCCUUUUGAUUGGGAAGCUGCAAGAUCACGACGACCUCCGCCAUACGCAAGUCCCUCCCAGAAUAGAUCCCGUGGAGGUCGAAAUAGCGGUUCAAAUUCUUCUUCCCUGAAUGGCACACCUGCAAGAAAAGCUGUCGUCAAGAAAAAGAGCAUUGUUGAAAAAGUGACGUCCAUUCCUUCACAAAUAGCGUUCGAGAUAUCGCAGUUUCCUAACAACGUGCCACUCCCUACCCCAAGAACGUCUGCCUGUGUAAUUGGCGGCUUCUUACAUUUUUUGCAUUUAUGCGUACGCGUUAGUCAAGCACGAAGUGCACAGAGUAGUGACUUGGAAUGGAACGAAAUGUUAAGAGAGACAGAAGGUCGUUCAUGGUUUGAUUGGACGAUGCCUAUGACCCUCUUUCUGAUUGCGGCGUCUGUCACGAAUGCUGUAUACACUUUUACUCGUAUCAAGCUUUACCGCUUGUAUCGUCGAGUAGAGCCGGUCUCAUCUCCGAACGCAAAGUUUGUCGAUAGCGAUGAUCUUGAUUUUGACAAACUAGAACCGCCAUCUCUUGCGAUGAGAUUUCGGGCAGGUGCUUGGAAUGCCUUGAUUGCUUUUUGGCGGUUUUUACUGGGUUUGAAACCCUCUACAAAACUCCCAUCUUCAACACGAAAGUCUACUCGAGUGCAACAACUCCAGAUCUGGACUCCAGGAGAUUUAGAAAUGAUGCUUUUCAACAUCUACUCCCCAGUUCACGCACUGUUGUGGAUGGCCACAAACUCAUCUAAUUGGAUUAUAAUGCUAUUGAUCAUGGGCACUGUCGGCUUACAGCUUAACACCAUGAUGUUGUCAUACAAAACUUUGAUAAAAGACAAAGACAUUCUCCAUGCAGAAGUAAUGAACGAGUAUAACGAAGGAUUUGUAUACCCCCGAAUUAACCCUAUUCGUAAGGACGUGGCUAUAAUGACCCAUCAGUCAGAAGUGGUGAAUGUAUGGGAGGAUUGAAUCUACUUGUCUAAUGUACUACGCGUUUAUUCUCCUUGUCUCUGGAUCUUCAAUCAAAUUAACUAGAUCGACGCUACUAGGAGACUGGGACCAUCACAUGCCAUAAACUUUAGAAGGGAUAUGCAAAUGUCACUUGGGUGCGCGCUCUUUUUGAGGUAGAAUCCAAUCUUCAUUGGCGCACUAAUCGAUCCAAUCGUCGAAGUGGUCAUAAGGCCUCCAAUUGAAGUGUCCUCCCCUCAAUCAAGCAGACUUUUGCUUAUUAGAAUACCUAAUUAUUACUACUCUGUGCUUACCGUAACAUUCUUAUAAGUUUCACUGCCUCGUUUGUUCUAAAAUUCAUUGGAGAACCUUCAAGUCGCAAGCACUCGCUCAGUGCCACGAGCUGAACUCAAGAUGGCUUGGCC
Molecule: messenger RNA, 1623 nt
Organism: Lentinula edodes (shiitake mushroom)
Lineage: Eukaryota; Fungi; Basidiomycota; Agaricomycetes; Agaricales; Omphalotaceae
Exons: 5
Coding region: 47-1219 (390 amino acids)
Biological process (GO): maintenance of rDNA; regulation of exit from mitosis
Source: RefSeq, a predicted model, not a curated record